UUUUUCUGCAAUUUUAUAGAUGUCACCACAUGGACCCUAGCUAGGCCUGGACUAACAAAACAGGAUGACAAUUAGACACUUCAGGAGAAGAGUGCUGAGAGGCAUUGUGUGACUGGCUUAGUUACUGCCUGUCAGUUCAGGCCUGUGUAAAGAAGCCAGGAGACAACAAGGUCCUCAAGCACAACCAAUUUUCCCUGUAAAUAUGAUAUAGUUCUUGGCCUGGUUGAGAAACAUGGCUUAUGUACCUUCUGAAUGGAUUCACCUAUACCACAACAGACCCCAUGUUGACAUAUCAUUCAAUGCCAUCAAUGAUACAUUCAACCCCAGGGAUGAAGUAUACCUUGAGUCAUUGGGGCUUUGGGGAUCUGUACCUGCUUUGAUUCUAAUCUUCAGCUUAGUCACUCUGCUCAUCUAUCUUCUCGCCUACUGUUGUAAGCGAACAGGGUCCAAAGCACGCAGCUACGGAUGUCUGAAAUGGACAUUGGUGAUCCUCUCCAUUCUUUGCUGUGGUGCUCUUGCUCUUGGAUUGUAUGGGAAUGACACUGCCCACACAAGUGUGGUUGACUUUGUGUCAUCUGUGAAAGAUGUGGACAAUCUUGCUUCUACAGCAAGAAAUCAGACCCAGAGGAUACAAGAGAACUUGAAGGGAGAGGUGGAGCCAAAACUGUCUCUACUCAAAGGGAUCUUUGGGGGUCCUGCACCAAAUGCAACGGUGCAGACAAUACUCAAGUCUCGUGCUGAAUCUAUGAGCAGAAAUGUCACCUGGAGCAUUAGCCACUUGGAGAAUGUGCGAAGUCGUCUUGCAAAUGCACAAUUUUCUCGUUUUAUUCACAUCACUGAAGAAGUAGAAAAGUACAGGUGGCCAGCAAUAAUGGCCUUUCUUGGACUUCUUGUUCUCUUUUGCUUGGUAUUGAUGCUUGGCCUUGCCAAGCGCUCCAGGUGCACUCUCAUGCUGUUUUCUGUUCUUGGGCUUCUGGCCACCGUGUUCACUGGUCUGUUGGUGUGUGCAUAUUUUGUGAUUGCUAUGGCAUCUAGUGAUCUCUGUGUGGACCCAGAUCCAUAUGUUUUGAAGGAGAUUGAACUCCAAGGCUAUGCUCCUCAGCCAGUGGUGUCAUACUACAUGAAGUGUCAGGAAAGUAUGGAAGAUCCUUUCAACAAUGAUGUUAAUGAUGCACUAUCUGCAAUCAAUGAUGUCAUUCGAGAUCAUCGCUUCAUCAGUGAUGUUGUCCCAAAUCACUACACACAGAAUCAGUUUCCACAGUUGACUACAACUCUGAAUCAGUUGGGCACGACUGUGAAUGCCACAUGGCAUCAUAUAGGACUCCUUGCCCAGCAGCUGAAUUGUCGACCAUUUGUCAGUGCUUACAAGCAAGCAUUGAAUGCUGGAUGCAAUGGGUUGAUCUUCGGAUUGACCUGGAUGCUUUUGUCAGCAGCUCUUGCAUGUCUGUUCUUCUAUUUUCUGGUCAUCUUUGAUUCCCACCUCUGGAUCUAUAUGAAAAGGAAUCAUUACCUGGGGGGUGGAGGAGAGGAGGCAGACCCAUUCCUGCCAAGUGGCUCUGGUAGUCUCAGACGAUCCCAUCAUAGCUCCAUGGGUUACAGGUACACCCAUACUCCUCCCCAAACCCCUCCUUUCCCUGGCACCUUGAAUGGAAGAAUCCCAGAAGAGCGGGGGAUGGUAACAUAUUCAGCCACUCCUCCUCCGGCUGUAAGUAUAGCCACUUUGCCUGGGCCCAACCAUGGCCAGUAUGCCACCCUCUCUCGACACUGCAAAACGUUGGAGAGCUCCAAUUUCUACUAACAUUUCGUGUUUCUUUUCCCUUCUCUACUUUCCUCCCUUUUCUCUCUGAAAAGGAACAAAGGGGCCCGAAGUCUCAUGAGAUCUGAUCAUGUGUCUCCCUCCCCUUUUUAUAUGUCUCUAUUGCAUUUGUGAUCGUCAUGACCUCCCCUCAUGGAUGUCUUUUAAGCCUAGGGAAUCAUCAAGGUAUCAGUGUUGAGCCUGGGGAAGACAUGGGGUCUUAGAAAUCUCUCUUGUGUACUGCUUCCACCCCGGUGACCCUUGGACACAUAUUUGGGAUACAGAGGUUUCCCCCAAUCUCCUAUGUGUGUUAAGAUGUGCAUUUCAGGGGCAUAACACAAAAUCACAUGUGUGCAUGAUUCCUGACCUGUUGAAUGGGGUU
Messenger RNA from Darwinula stevensoni, 2177 nucleotides. The record is from the annotation of a GenBank genome assembly. NCBI's taxonomy places the organism in Eukaryota, Metazoa, Arthropoda, Ostracoda, Podocopida, Darwinulidae.